Molecule: messenger RNA, 2007 nt
Organism: Paraphaeosphaeria sporulosa
Lineage: Eukaryota; Fungi; Ascomycota; Dothideomycetes; Pleosporales; Didymosphaeriaceae
Exons: 16
Coding region: 1-2007 (668 amino acids)
Source: RefSeq, a predicted model, not a curated record
AUGUCUCCGUCACCUAUGCCGCGAUGGCACGCAGGUCCCCAGGACAUAGACGUGCCACGGAUUGACGAAACCGACGACUUGGGAGAGCUUGUGAGAAAACUUUCCUUUUACAUCGUCGAGGCCAUCACACUCCCCCAUAGCUUCGAAGAGCUCCGCACCGCAGCAUCCGCACGCACCUUGACACCCCUCAUUCUAUAUCUUACCGAAAGCUGUCACCACCGAGCUAUCGUGCACGCACUCUUAGCCUUGAAGGCCCACUUUGCCGCGCUGGAAGAAUCGAGCGACGAACCUGGCGUUAACGAAGCCCGUGGAUAUGCUUGCGAAUACGUAGCCUGGCAAUUCUUGACCAACCUCACCGAGCGCGACACAAUAGAUUUCCUCCUGCAUGAGAUACAGCCGUCCGCAUCGACUCGCGACCGCGAUUCGGAUAUAGGGCGUGAGCAGGAGAAUGGGAUUGCGCCUGUUACUGAAAGAAGCGCACUUCUUGAUGAUGGACGUACCUCUUCAUACUUUGGAACGGAUGGCGUUCAUGGCGGUAUGGCUUCAUCAGGCCAGAUCGACGAAUUCACCGCCCAGUUUGAGAAUUUGAGUGCCUUGGAAAUUGCAGCCGUGUCGGAUAGCAAGAAGUUCCUCAGACAGCGCCCCGUUCAGAAGAUCAUCGACGGUUUGUGGAGGGGUGACAUCGUGUUCUGGGAUACUCUCGGAGUGAACUCAGUGAAGGAGCCAAAGCUCUACAACCGCCGCAGAGCCGAUCCGUUUUGCCGCCUUCGAGUGCCAAGGUAUUUGAAGAUCUAUGAGACUCUCUACUUCGCGAUGUUCCUCAUCCUGUACUAUAUUGUCCUCACCCAUCGGAGUUCCUCUCACGUAACAUCCGCCGAGGCAUUGCUCUAUGUUUGGAUCGCGGGAUUCGCUUACGAUGAGUUCGGAGAGUUUCAUGACGCGGGACAAGUGAGCUUCUAUACGGCCGGGCUUUGGGGAGCGUGGGAUCUGAGCAUCGUCCUGAUUGGCAUCGUGUUCUGUGCACUUCGAAUCGUGGGUCUCUCUACAAAGGGGGAAGCCUCUCGCGGGACCCUAGACCUUGCGUACGACGUUCUCGGCCUAGAAGCUCUUUUCCUCGUGCCUCGCAUUUUUGCGCUACUGAGUCUGAAUCCUUAUUUCGGGACGUUGAUCCCAUGCCUCAAGGAGAUGACGAAAGACUUUGUCAAAUUCUUGUCUCUUGUCGUCAUCCUGUAUCUUGGAUUCCUCACCACGUUUGUGUUACUCGCAAGGGGAACUUACACACCCAGCGAAAUGAGCUGGAUACUCAUCAAGGUCUUUUUUGGUUCUUCGUACUUGGGCUUUGACGUGGCGCAACAGAUAUCUCCAUAUUUUGGUCCGCCCGUCAUGCUCAUCUUUGUGGCGCUAACAAACAUCCUUCUAAUCACUUCGCUGGUUUCGCUGUUAUCCAACAGCUUAAGCAAGGUGCUCGACCAUGCACGUGACGAAUACUUGUUCAUUUAUUCCGUCUACGUACUUGAAGCGUCUUCGUCAAAUCGCUUAACAUAUUACCUUCCACCGUUGAACCUCAUCCCGCUUCUCCUUCGUCCACUCAGGCUAGUACUGCCUUCAGAGAGACUACGGAGUGCUCGCAUUGUCAUCCUCAAAGCAACUCAUCUACCAUUUGUGGGAGCCAUAUGGACUUACGAACAACUAUUCAGUUCCCAGGGGCGUAACUCUGGAGCGUUGUCAAUGACUGGACCCGAAGCCGCAAGGAUAAGAAAAGGGUUCUUUCGGUCAUCUAUCCAGCCUGCUCAAUCAUUAGCUGCAGGCUUUCGGGCUUCUUCGGGCGGAAGCAACGGUUCAUCAGGCAGAGCACCCGAGUUCUGUCCACCCCGGGCUAGAGAUGGACCAACAGACCCCGAUCAGCAACUAAAAAUAUUGGUCUCCAAGCUCAGCAUGCAGGUCGAGGAACUCACGUCCAUCGUGUCACAGCUGCAAGAGCAGCGCGAAGCAACCGUGGCCACUUAA